AUGGCGGAAGAAAAGGAGAUUCGGCCAACGACUGCACCCCAUUUGGAUUACGAUCAUGAUGGCGACCACAAGCGGGCAGCAGAUCGUGUCAUGAAUGAUGCGCGCCUCGCUACCGAAAAAGAGCACAACAUGACCCUUCUUCAAGGAAUUAAGCUAUACCCCAAGGCUAUCGGAUGGUCCAUCUUGAUCAGCACCUGUAUUGUCAUGGAAGGCUACGACGUCUGUUUGCUUAACAACUUCUUUGGCUUCCCGCAGUUCAAACGCAAAUAUGGCGAGAUGCUUCCUAACGGCACAUACGAGAUACCAGCACGGUGGCAAGCCGGCUUGAGUAAUGGAGUGAUCGUGGGUGAGAUCAUUGGACUGUUCUUGAAUGGCUGGAUCAGCGAGGCUAUUGGCUACCGGUACACAGUCAUGGGAUGCUUGUUUUUGAUCAUUGCUUUCACCGCCAUUUUCUUCACGGCUCAGACAGUGGUGCAUCUGUUGAUUGCAGAAAUUCUGUGUGGAAUACCGUGGGGUGUGUUCCAGACUUUGACCAUUACUUAUGCGAGUGAGGUUUGUCCGGUCGCGCUCCGUGGAUACUUGACCACAUAUGUUAAUUUCUGCUGGGGCCUGGGCCAGGUCAUUGGCAUUGGCGUGAUUCGAUCCAUGCUUGAGCGCGACGACGAGUGGUCCUACCGUAUUCCUUACGCACUGCAAUGGAUGUGGCCAGUCCCUCUGAUGAUUGGUGUUUUCCUUGCUCCAGAGUCUCCAUGGUGGCUUGUUCGCAAAGGCAGGCUGGACGAGGCAAAAAAAUCCCUUCUUCGCCUCACCAGUCUCAACCGCGAGACAGAUUUCGACGCUGAGGAAACAGUAGCCAUGAUGGUACACACAACAGCUCUCGAAGAGAAGAUUACUCAAGGCGCAUCAUACCUGGACUGCUUCAAAGGUGUGGAUUUACGCCGCACGGAGAUUGUUUGCAUGGCUUGGGCAAUCCAGAAUCUCAGCGGUAACGCUUUUUCUGGUUACUCAAGUUACUUCCUCCAACAAGCCGGCCUACCAGAAUCCACGUCUUACGAUUUCGCCCUCGGACAAUACGGAAUCAACAUGGCUGGUGUCUUUGGUGCAUGGUACCUUAUGAAGCUCGGGUUCGGAAGACGAACUUUGUAUCUUGGCGGUCUUUGUGGACUAUGUGCCAUGCUCUUUGUCAUGGGCUUCCUGGGCUUGGGCCCGGACUCGCAGCGUCAAGAACGAGCUAUGGCGACAGGAGCUAUGAUGAUCGUAUGGGCCAUGUUCUAUCAACUCACUGUUGGAACAGUCUGCUAUUCGCUCGUUGCCGAAUUGUCUUCGCGCCGCCUGCAAAUCAAGACCGUCGUAUUAGGUCGCAACCUCUACAACGUCAUUGGCAUUAUCACUUCGGUCCUCACCCCAUACAUGCUCAACCCUGGCGCCUGGAACUGGGGCAACUUUGCUGGCUUCUUCUGGGCAGGCGCAUGCUUCUUGAGCAUAAUCUACACAUACUUCAGGAUGCCAGAGCCAAAGGAUCGCAGUUUCGCAGAGUUGGACUUGCUCUUUGAGAAGAAAGUAUCUGCGCGUAAAUUUGCGCAGACUACGGUGAACGUCUUCGAGGAGACAAAUGUUGAGGGCACAACAGUGUUUGGGAAAUACGAAGAGAAGGUCACCGACGCUGUCCAAAGAACAGAAUCAAUCUCGAGGACCAAGCAUAUGGGCUAG
Messenger RNA from Parastagonospora nodorum SN15, 1710 nucleotides. RefSeq lists its product as hypothetical. Gene Ontology annotation, cellular component: membrane. Gene Ontology annotation, biological process: carbohydrate transport; transmembrane transport. Bases 1 to 1710 code for a protein of 569 amino acids. The transcript has 2 exons. NCBI's taxonomy places the organism in Eukaryota, Fungi, Ascomycota, Dothideomycetes, Pleosporales, Phaeosphaeriaceae. Gene Ontology annotation, molecular function: carbohydrate:proton symporter activity. The record is from RefSeq and is a predicted model, not a curated record.